AUGAUGGACUACUCCAAUAACUUUAGUUACAGCAACCAGUACCAGAGUUCGGGACAAGCACAAGCUGUGGAGCAGGGCUUUGGGGCCGACCUUCACAGCUGUUCCAAUGAUGAUUGCUCAGCAGCCAGCAAUCUCUUUGAUGGCUUGACUGAAGAAAAUAAGACUUUUCAUGAGAUUCUUGCAGCCAACUCGAACACCAUCACCCCACCCGGCUCCAGCUCUCCAGGUUAUCAACAGGAUUUGCUUUCGAGCAUGAAAACUGUCAAAAGAGGAACCGAAAUCAACUUUGAUUGCCUUGAGGGCGAGGCACCUCAAAACCUUAUCCCGGAAGCAUUGGCAAGUGCACAGGGUUUCAAGGCAGACACUGUCAAUAGUUUUCAGCAAGAUUCCAAUCCUAUCGAAGAUGCUUCUGCUCGUAAAAAAAAAGCCCAAAACAGGGCGGCACAGAGGGCGUUUAGAGAGCGGAAGGAAGCAAAGAUGAAACAAUUGCAAGAGCAGCUUGUCACAAGUGAGCGCGAUAAGCAGUCACUGCUGCGACAGAUGGAAGAACUCAGGGAGCGCAACCUGAAAAUGCUAACAGAAAACCAUCUCCUACUUCAAAAAAACAAUUCAAACCUGCCGACACAGAGCAACUCCGGCCUUGCUUCUGCGUCGAGGAAGUUUCACUUCCCCUCACAAAGUGAAUUCAUUGAGUCUGCAAUUGAAGGUCAUGAGGUUCCGGUGAAACUUCCUCUUUCAAGUACAUACUACGAGCACGAUGGCGAGGAGCUGCUAACGUUUCCUGCUACUUGGGAAUAUCUUCACAAGCUAUCUGAAAAAGAGGACUUCGACGUUUACUCUGUUAUGCUGAACCUAAAGGGACAUGAGGUUUGCCACGGAUAUGGCCCUGCUUACAGGAAAACCGUCAUAGACAAGCUAGUGAAGCAGGGCUGA
Lachancea thermotolerans CBS 6340 is the source of this 933-nucleotide messenger RNA. RefSeq names its product Yap3p (gene YAP3). The coding region runs from base 1 to 933 and encodes 310 amino acids. The record is from RefSeq and is a predicted model, not a curated record. Gene Ontology annotation, cellular component: RNA polymerase II transcription regulator complex. The transcript has a single exon. NCBI's taxonomy places the organism in Eukaryota, Fungi, Ascomycota, Saccharomycetes, Saccharomycetales, Saccharomycetaceae. Gene Ontology annotation, molecular function: transcription cis-regulatory region binding; DNA-binding transcription activator activity, RNA polymerase II-specific.